GUUGGAUUUUUUUUUUUUUUUGCUUGAAAAUCAUGAAAUCAUCUUUAUGGCCAUCUGUAUUGAUGAUCAUCAUCGUUGUUUCAUCAUCAUCAUCAUCAGUGAAAUCAUCGAUUGUAAACACUGGUUCAUCAGCUGUGGCUAGAUCUGAAGAUGGCCAUGGUAAUUAUAUAUUCGGUUAUGAUGAAAAUCAUUCAACUGGUGGUAGUUUUCGUAAAGAAAAAGGUGGUCCUGGUAUACAAAUUGGUUCCUAUGGUUUACGUGAUUCGGAUGGUCGUAUGCGUAUAGUUAAUUAUGUUGCCGAUGUUAAUGGUUUUCGUGCUUCGGUAGAAACUAAUGAACCUGGAACAAUUAAUGGUCAUCCUGAUGUUGGCAAUAAAGCUGGUAAAAUUACUCGACAUGAUAAUGGUGGUGGUACAUUUUUCUAUUCAUCAUCAACUGAACACAUUGCACCUGUUUUACCACAAGUUUAUCAUCAUAAUGGUGGUGGUGAUUCACACAUUUCAUACCCAAAUUAUGGUGGUGGUGGUGGUGGUGCUAAUUAUGCAUUUUCAAAAGCUAAUCUUCAAGUUCCAAAACAAAAUGAUUAUUAUUCAGCUUUACAAUCAUUUUAUAAUAAUUAUCAUCAACAUUUAUCCGGUGGUUAUCUACCAAAACCAAAACCAAUGUCAUAUUCAUCAUCAACAACACAUAUAGCACCAAUGGUUCCAUUUCUACCAAAAUCUUAUCCCCAACAAUCACCAUCAAUUUCUCAAACAUUACCUGCUUUUUCAGCUCUAUUACCACAAUCACCGUUACCGGCACUAAGACCAGCGCAACAAAUUUUAGCUAAAAAUCAACAAUCAUUAGUUGAAAAAUUGACUAAAAAUGAUCCAAUUUUGAAUGGUUAUUUGGCUCAGCAACCAAAUCUACAACAGCUAUCCGGUAACGUGCAACCAAUUGUGGUGAAAAAACAACAACAACAACCGGAAUCACCUAUUUCAACAGCACAGGCAACAAUUUUAACAUCCGAUGGUUUAUCAAUACCAUUAUCCUUAUCCAUACAUGGAUUACAUAAAUCUUAUUAAAAAAUUUUUUUAUUAAUUUAA
Molecule: messenger RNA, 1085 nt
Organism: Dermatophagoides pteronyssinus (European house dust mite)
Lineage: Eukaryota; Metazoa; Arthropoda; Arachnida; Sarcoptiformes; Pyroglyphidae
Cellular component (GO): chitin-based extracellular matrix
Molecular function (GO): structural constituent of chitin-based larval cuticle
Source: RefSeq, a predicted model, not a curated record